Drosophila simulans is the source of this 1019-nucleotide messenger RNA. RefSeq lists its product as uncharacterized. The coding region runs from base 700 to 1017 and encodes 105 amino acids. The record is from RefSeq and is a predicted model, not a curated record. Lineage: Eukaryota; Metazoa; Arthropoda; Insecta; Diptera; Drosophilidae. The transcript is spliced from 2 exons.
GUAGAACAAUAGUCAGCGUUGUUGAACGUAUUAGUUACAGAUUUUAACACAAGUUUAUUGUUUCUUUCUAUAUGAGAGCACAACCAUUACCCAGGACAUUUUUGGCAGUUUGUGGGCGUGGCAACAUCAAAAAACAAACGUGCGCUGCGUCUAUGCCUCUGGAAUCUGUAUGCCUUAGGAAACUUAUCAGCUUUUAUAGUUCCUCUGAUCUCGACGGACAGACAGGCAGGCGGACGGACAUGGACUGGUCGAACGAGAAAGUGUGAUUAAGUGUAUGAAAAAAUAUAUUCUUGAAAAAAUCGCUUAGGAAAAGAUGGGAAAACAGCUGUCGAUGUCGAUUCUUUCUUCCAUUCAAUGGGGUUAAGUCUGGGAAUUCAUCGUUGCAUCAGCUAAUUCUCUUGAAAAAACAUUGCAAGGCUGGAAAUAUCAACUUCUAGUGAAUACUGACGAUAGGGAAAUGUAAUUACUCUCAACAAAAUUUUGAGUACGACCAUUUUUACGAUCGAUUUAGAAAUAUAAAUAAAACAUGCAUAUAAGUUUAAGGUGACGUCCUAAGUAAAAGUAUGUGUACCUUAAAUGGUUAUAGUAAGUAUUUUAAACUAUUGUAUAUGGAAGGGUAUUUAAUGAUGAAGUGUAAGCUCGUUUUAUUUUUUGCUAUAUAAGACGCAUGUUGCAAAAGAGAGCAUUAUCACAUACAAGAUGGAGUUUAUGUUUCAGGUUCUACUAGUCAGUUUCAUGGUCACUGCUUUAGCUGCAACCAACCUAGGAUCAUCAUACCGAUAUGACUGUAAUUCGAUUAAAUGCACUUACAAGCUUUGCACAAAUACUUUAGAUGGUACACAAGAUUGCACUACUAGCGAUUCCGUUCCUAAAAAUAUAGCAGGCAAGAGAAGAGCAUCUUCCUACAGGUAUUCAUGUGCUUGGAAUACUGGCGUAUAUAAAUGCACCCAUAUACGAUGCACCCAAGAUUUCGGAGGUCAUAAAAAUUGUACAACAAGCGUUACUACCCCAAAUUAAAG